ACCCAUGCCGAUUGGUUUCAUGGAAAUGUGGUGGAGGGAGAGGGGCUGUCCGUGCUAUAAAAGCAGCCUGCGUGUGUGUGUGUAUGUGUGUGUAUGUGUGAGAGCGGAGCGUCUUGGAGAGGACUGUAUCAGUCAGCUGGCCGGUGCGCAUCACACAUACCGGGAUCCACAAACAGACACGCGCAGCGCAGCCAUGAGUGAGAGACAAGUAUCUGGACCAGCGACUGGAAACAGCAAACCAUCUGCUGGCCAAGGACUUCAAGGGCAGCCAAAGGUUCCAUCUAAACAUGAAAAGAAGAACAACCUCCCACCGGACUUCGACAUCGACAUGGACAACCCUGAGACGGAGAAGGCUGCCGUCGCCAUCCAGUCGCAGUUUAGAAAAUUCCAGAAAAAGAAGCAGGAUGUGAAGUCGUAAAGCGAGUGUCGUCAGCUGCGUCUUCACCUGAUUUGGUCCUGGUCUUGCAUGUCAUUCACAACUGUUCAUGAACUGAAAAGGAAAGGUGGGAGAGGGAUUCAUGAGGGUGGAGGUCAGGGGUCUGGUCUGGGGGUUGAACAGUAAAUCUUUGUGAAAGUCUGUGUAUGAUUUCUAACUUAUAAUGACUAUUAUAUACUAAAACAAUACAUUAUGAAUAUCUUGGUGUAUGUAUUUAGAAUUUUCCUAUAAUUUUGCUAUUUCUGUUUUUUACUUCAAUGAUACUUUGCAGUGUAUCUGCAGUAGAACUUAAGUACAUAUUAACAGUGUUUCUCAUGUCACAUUCAGUGUAAUAUACCCAUGUAAACAGUACGUUUUCUCAUGAAUUGUCAAACAAAUUUCAUUAAUUCAGGGGGAAUAUAUAGCCAAAUGCAUUUCUGUGAUUGACACUUAAACUUGCAUCAUAAUUUGAUCAGCAGUCUUUGCAAGGCGUCAUAAUCGAAAUAUGUUUGGGCUCUGCUGGAGGUCUGUUAAUGGCAUUUCCCUCUGGCUGGGUAAAAUGAUCUCAUACAGCAGCCAGCGCUUUCAUGCUGUACGUCUGGUGCUUUUGAAAUCAAAUCAAUGUCUCUAAUUUGUAAUUCCCCUCCAUCAUGUAUUUUCACCCGACGACAUGUGUGUGUGUCUUUGUAGAGACUCUAGAUGUUGUGCUCGUGGUUCGAGUCCAAUUGUGUUUCUGUCAUUGUUCAUGUUCGGUGUGAUUGAAUCAAUAUCAUUGUUCAGUUGGCUCACACAUGUAUACUGUACAAGCACACACACUUAUGCAUGCAAGCUUGCACAGAUGCACAUACACACACACAUGCAUAUACACUCAUACAGAGAAAUAAAUAAAGAGUUGUAAAGAAGUGCAAGUUGA
Messenger RNA from Lates calcarifer (barramundi perch), 1328 nucleotides. RefSeq names its product Purkinje cell protein 4a (gene pcp4a). The transcript has 4 exons. The coding region runs from base 5 to 418 and encodes 137 amino acids. The record is from RefSeq and is a predicted model, not a curated record. NCBI's taxonomy places the organism in Eukaryota, Metazoa, Chordata, Actinopteri, Centropomidae. Gene Ontology annotation, molecular function: calcium ion binding; calmodulin binding. Gene Ontology annotation, cellular component: cytoplasm.